AUGUGGAAUGUAUAUAUUCUGCGUGAUGCCGUCAUCUGCCACCAGCUGGCGGUGAGUCGGCGCAGGGCAAAAAAAGCAGUAUCCACCUCCGCAGUCCCGCAACAUGGCUCUCGUUCCUUGGGAUCUCUUUUCUUUGACAUUCUUCUUGGUCGAGACCACAUUUCAGUGAACCAGGUAGUUAUUUCCAACAGUUUGGAGGCCAAAGGCUUUCUCUUGAAACCCCCGGAGCUAACCACCAACUCUCCCCCAACAGUUUGGCGCAUCAAUCCCACCGCUAUGUCGAUCAGUUCCUACAUCGUGUCGGGCAUCAGCUCGUUCGUGGCGGUGACACUCUCGCUCUUUGCCCUUGGCCAGAAGGUGCCUCGCGCAGCAUUUAUCGCUCGCUGUCUCGCCGCAUACGGCACCCUCCUCAUAAGUGCAGCCUAUGGAGUCAUCGCAUCCAUCGGCCUCCGUCUCGCAGGCUACGGCCGAAUUUCCCAAUGGGCCACCGCCCGCUGCUUCAAGUGGCUGAUGCGCUUCACCACUGGUGUCUGCUUCGAUAUUGUCGAAGGCGAGGAGUACCUUUCCACUCGCCCGGCCGUCUUUGUUGGUAAUCACCAGACCGAGUUGGAUGUUCUCAUGCUCGGUAAUGUCUUCCCGCCCUACUGCAGUGUCACGGCCAAGAAGUCCCUGCGCAACAUUCCCUUCCUCGGCUGGUUCAUGUGGCUCUCUCGUACUGUGUUCAUUGAUCGUGCGAACCGCGAAACUGCUAUGAAGGCUUUCGAUGGUGCCGUGGAUGAGAUGAAAGCCCACCGCCAAAGUGUGUUCAUUUUCGCCGAAGGCACCCGGAGUUACUCUGAUGAGGCUAUGCUACUGCCAUUCAAGAAGGGUGCCUUCCACCUUGCCAUCAGGGCUGGUGUGCCUAUCGUGCCGGUUGUUACGGAGAACUACGCCCAUAUCAUGUCCCCUCGUGCCUGGCGGUUCAAUGCGGGAACCAUCAAGGUGAAAGUCCUGCCUCCAAUUGAGACCAAGAACAUGACCUCCGUGGACGUUGAUCACCUCACUCAGUUGACACGCGACUCCAUGCUGACAACCAUUCUGGAAAUGGCACAACCCCAACAAAACAAGGUUGAGUCACAGGCCAACGGCGUGUCGACUGCCAUUGAGAUUUGA
This is a messenger RNA of Penicillium odoratum, 1152 nucleotides long. Its product is annotated as 1-acylglycerol-3-phosphate O-acyltransferase SLC1. Lineage: Eukaryota; Fungi; Ascomycota; Eurotiomycetes; Eurotiales; Aspergillaceae. Gene Ontology annotation, cellular component: endoplasmic reticulum; membrane. Bases 1 to 1152 code for a protein of 383 amino acids. Gene Ontology annotation, biological process: phosphatidic acid biosynthetic process. Gene Ontology annotation, molecular function: 1-acylglycerol-3-phosphate O-acyltransferase activity. The transcript has 2 exons. The record is from RefSeq and is a predicted model, not a curated record.